AUGAAUUCAGACUCCAGCCCGAGCAGCAGAGCUUCUUCCCCGGGCAUGGACGGCAUGUUUCUCCGAGACCACCACCAUCCGCACCAUCACCACCUCCUCCACCACCACCACGUUGGCUCAGCUGUGACCUCCUCCACGCAGAGCGGCGAGCAGCAGCGGCAGAAGGUGACAGGCGGAGAGCACCUGCGCUCUGGAGACCCCAAGUCCGUUUCAGUGGGCAGCAGCAGCAGCAGCAGCAGCAGCAGCAGCAGCAGCAGCAGCAACAAGUACAAGCUGAAGAAGCAGGUCACCGAGGAGGAAAUGUACCAGCUCAGGCUCAAGAUCAACGGCCGCGAGCGGAAGCGCAUGCACGACCUAAACCUGGCCAUGGACGGACUGCGCGAGGUGAUGCCCUACGCGCACGGGCCUUCAGUGCGGAAGCUGUCCAAGAUCGCCACGCUGCUUCUGGCCAGGAACUACAUCCUGAUGCUCACCAGCUCCUUGGAUGAGAUGAAGCGCCUGGUGGGGGAGAUAUACGGCGGCCAGCACUCAGCCUUCCACUGCGGCACCGUGGCGCACGCUGCGGGCGGCCCAGGCGGCCAUGCGGGUGGUCCCGCCGCCGCGGCAGCAGCUGCAGCCGCCGCCGCCGCCGCUGCGCACCAGGUGCACCCUCUCCUCGGGAGCGCGCUGUCCUCCUCCACGUCCUCCACACUGUCCAGCGCGCUGCCGGGACUCACGUCCAUCAGAGCGCCCCACCCGCUGAUGAAGGGCUCCCCGGCUGCGCCCCCGGCCCUGCAGCUGGGCUCCGGCUUCCAGCACUGGGCCGGACUGCCUUGUCCCUGCACCAUCUGCCAGGUGCCUCCUCCUCCGCACAUCCCCAUCACCUCCAACGGCCUCACGAGACUCACGGGGGAGGGGAAGGACGGCCUGAAAUGA
Molecule: messenger RNA, 915 nt
Organism: Nematolebias whitei (Rio pearlfish)
Lineage: Eukaryota; Metazoa; Chordata; Actinopteri; Cyprinodontiformes; Rivulidae
Gene: olig3
Product: oligodendrocyte transcription factor 3
Exons: 1
Coding region: 1-915 (304 amino acids)
Molecular function (GO): protein dimerization activity
Source: RefSeq, a predicted model, not a curated record